GUUGGUUGUCUCGUCAAUACGGCCAACAAGCCUGCCAUUUGUUUUCAGGAAUCAAAACUAGUCAACUAGGUUCACUGCCGUUCCUCACUCAAACCAGGCCUGCCCUGCCCUUUGAAUCUCAACACCCGUCAUGGGCGCCGCCGGCACGCAGGAAAACUCGGCCACCGGCGAUCUUCGGAUCGAGCGUGGGCCUGACCCGAACGCCAACCUUCAGGAUGCGGCCGUCGAUGACAAGGUCCUCAACCUGGGUGCUCAGGAGGGUAACGAGGCCGAACACAGCUUUGGCUUCAUUCAGGGUUUCAAGACGUACAAGCGCGCCGCUUUUUGGUCCAUUGCCAUCUCGACGACGAUUGUCAUGGAAGGCUAUGACGUGACGCUCCUUGAUUCCUUCAUCGGGUACCCCCAGUUCCGGCUCAGGUACGGCGAGUACCUGAACGAGGAGAGCGGUUACCAGAUCUCGGCCGACUGGCAGACGCAGUUUAGGGUCCUCGCCGCGGUGGCGAACAUUAUUGGUGCUCUGCUGAACGGAUGGGGCACCGCCAGGUGGGGUCACAGGAAGGUGCUCAUCGUCUCCCUCUUCUGGCUCAGCGCUUUCAUCUUUGUCGUCUUCUUCGCACAGAACAUCGAGACCCAGCUCGCCGGGCAGACGUUGUGCAAUGUCCCCUGGGGCGUCUUUGCCACGACCGGACCCUCCUACGCCGCCGAGGUGACUCCUCUAGCCAUUCGCCCUUAUCUGACUGCUUAUGUGAACCUCUGCUGGGCUACCGGCCAACUGAUCUCGGCCGGUGUUCUGGCCGGCCUGGUCGACAUGCCCAACGAAUGGUCCUACCGCAUCCCCUUCGCCCUGCAGUGGGUCUGGCCCAUCCCGCUGGCCAUCCUCGCCUACUUCGCCCCCGAGUCGCCCUGGUUCCUCGUCCGGACGAACCAACUCGACAAGGCGAAGAAGUCGCUGGAACGCCUCUCGGAGCCCUCGCACAACGUCAACCUCGACGCCACGCUGGCCAUGAUGGUACACACGGACAAGGUCGAGAAGGAGGAGCGCGCCAGCGUGUCGUACUGGGAAUGCUUCCGCGGCACGAACCUCCGCCGCACCGAAAUCGCCUGCAUGGCCUUCAUGUCGCAGAUCACAAACGGCGGCGCCCUCUGCUACGGCGGUACCUUCUUCUUCCAGCAGACCGGCAUCCCCGACAACACGGCCUACUACAUCGGCCUCGGCGGCACGGGCAUCGCCUUCAUCGGCACGUGCAUCUCGUGGCUCUACAUCCACCGCUUCGGCCGACGCAUCAUCUGGCUCACGGGCUUCGCCAGCCUGACGGCCAUUCUUUGGACGAUUGGUGUCCUCGCCUCCGUGCCGCAGAACCAAGGCCUGGCGUGGGGCCAGUCGCUGCUCUGCGUCGUCUGGCUGGGCGCCUACUCCAUGAGCGUCGGGCCCAUUGUCUACACUAUCGUGGCUGAGAUUGGUUCGACCCGUCUACGCACCCACACGGUCGUACUGGCGCGCAGCUUCUACUACGUCGGUAACAUUAUCUGUGGGGGCACGUUGCAGCCCCGCAUGCUCUCCCCCGGUGCUUGGAACUGGCGUGGCCGGACUGCCUUCUUCUGGGCCGUUCUCGCCACGUUCACCUUCGUUUGGGGGUAUUUCCGCAUGUUCGAGACCAAGGACCGUACUUUCGGCGAUAUGGACUAUAUGUUCCAAAAGAAGGUGCCAGCGCGCAAGUCGCGCACGUAUGUCAUCGACGAGGCGGACCAGUUCUUCCACGGCACCGACAACUCGACGACCCAGAUCAACGAGAAGCAGCAGCAAUGAGUGGGAACUGGGAUAUUUGGUGCAUAGUGUUGGGGUUCGUUUCGAAAUGCGUAUUCGUUGGUCUCACGGCGAAUAUGUGUAAUCUGGCUUGUCUCUUCGCAGGAUGAGGAACCAGCGAGCGUCACCGUAAAAAAAAAUACAGAAAUAUACCCCCGUGUGGAAUGGGAAUACAGGAAUACCUUAGGCAUCUUAUUCAUAAGGUACGCAGGAAGCUCAGAGCGGCCUCCGAGGUUCCGAGUAUCCUGUUUAUGUAAUCAUUAAUCGCGCAUACAUCCAAUCAAAGGCAAAAACAGCACGUGUGUCCGGAGCUCU
Messenger RNA from Sodiomyces alkalinus F11, 2119 nucleotides. RefSeq names its product maltose permease MAL31. Bases 131 to 1807 code for a protein of 558 amino acids. Gene Ontology annotation, molecular function: carbohydrate:proton symporter activity. Gene Ontology annotation, cellular component: membrane. The transcript is spliced from 4 exons. The record is from RefSeq and is a predicted model, not a curated record. Lineage: Eukaryota; Fungi; Ascomycota; Sordariomycetes; Glomerellales; Plectosphaerellaceae. Gene Ontology annotation, biological process: carbohydrate transport; transmembrane transport.